AUGUCGGCUGCGUUCCGCUACGUUGUGUCCGACAUGGAUGGGACGCUUUUUUCGCCCGACCACGUCAUCAGCGACUACACCCGCGAUACCCUUAAAGCCCUCGUGCACAAGCACGGCGUCACGCUUAUCUUGGCUACCGGUCGCCACUACGCCGAUGUGAAAGUUAUCGCCGACAACCUGAAGCAGUACAUUUGGGGAGACGACAACGCCACUGGCAGGGCACCAUCGCCCGCCAACCCGUCUCGGGCACCCAUGAUGUACCUCCUCACGUCGAACGGCGCCAUCGCACACAACGCCGUCACGCACGAGCUGGUCUUCCAGACCUGUGUGGAUCCCCUUUUUGUUGAAAAGCUCUAUCAUCAUCUGCCGGACAGCGAAGAGGUGGUGAACACGAACGUGUACCAGCAAGAGGAUUGGAUCUGCCGCAUCGACUGGCCGUGGACGUUACAGAUCUACAAGGAAAGUGGUAUUAGCUACAGGUGCGUACCGAAUGCGCCGCCGCGGUCUGCGGAGCCGGUGCCGAGCACGGCGCCAAGCGGGUGGAACCGCGGCGUGGCCGUGGGCAACUACGACGACAUCUCGAAGGUGUUCUUUUUGAGUUACGACACCGACCGUUUGCAGUCGCUAGUGUCGGACGUGGAGGCAAUUGCAAAGUCCUGCGGAGGCACUCCCUUCUCCUUGACCUUCUCCUCCUUCAUGUGCUUAGACAUCAUGGCAGAGGGCGUGUGCAAGGGUCAGGCGCUUCGCAAACUGCUUGAGAUCGCUGUGUCGCCGAAGGAAGGGAGAGACGUGGUGGCAGAAGCGUUGGAGGCUUCGAUUGCGUUUGGCGAUGGGCUGAACGAUGCAGAAAUGCUGACGGAGGUGGGCAAGGGCUGUGUGAUGGGUAACGCCACACCGAAGCUAAUGGAGCAGCAUCCGGAGCUGGAGGUAGUGCUGCCGAACAGUGAAAACGGUGUAGCGGAGAAGCUGCGCACCGUGUUUGGCAUUCCUGCUAGCUAA
Molecule: messenger RNA, 999 nt
Organism: Leptomonas pyrrhocoris
Lineage: Eukaryota; Euglenozoa; Kinetoplastea; Trypanosomatida; Trypanosomatidae
Product: haloacid dehalogenase-like hydrolase-like protein
Exons: 1
Coding region: 1-999 (332 amino acids)
Source: RefSeq, a predicted model, not a curated record